Messenger RNA from Neurospora tetraspora, 609 nucleotides. RefSeq lists its product as uncharacterized. The coding region runs from base 101 to 442 and encodes 113 amino acids. Lineage: Eukaryota; Fungi; Ascomycota; Sordariomycetes; Sordariales; Sordariaceae. The transcript has a single exon. The record is from RefSeq and is a predicted model, not a curated record.
GACUCGAGGAAGAGGCGGGAAGGGACGGAGAGCCGGUUGCUCCUCGGGAGGAUGGUACGAGGGGAAUUGGAGGCCCUGAUCCAGAUAGAAGUCUGGGUGUAUGUUCUUUCGAUGGUUGAGAUCGACGAGUUGUGGGAGCAUGUUUUUUGUGGGUUGGCGCUUGGCCAGAAGACCUGUGCGGAAUGUGGACGGCCUGGUCUGUAAAGCUUGUCAUGUUGGGACUUGGACGCGGACAUGCUGCGCGGAGUUCCACGAUGUGGCCAAGGUUGAGCAAGCUGCCGAGGAUUACUGCCUCUCACAAAUCAAAGCUUAUGUCUGGAGCGACAGCGACCAUCGAGUCUAUGAUGCCGCUAAUAAUCUUCCCAUCAACGGUGUCGAAGAGGAAGGCGUCGGCUGUCCUGGAUUUGUUACCGGUACAGGAAGAUGGAGUGAGUACCGCUAGUUAGUUUUGUGAGUUUGUGUCAGCUAGUGGACAUACCCCGAAAAUCAAGCGACGUGCUUUCUCUUGGAUCUUUUCUGGAGCUCUCAUUUCCAAGUGAUGUGUGUUGUUGUUGAUGCUAAACCCAUUUGAAGAAUGAACUAUUUGAUAUACAGUACGGGGUUCUUCGC